AUGGCCAGGGAGUCCAAACACCCCUCCCUCUCACUUCACUGCUUCCUCUUCAUACUGACCACCAAAUGUUACUGGCUGUUGGCCUCUGCCACUCAGAAGCCCCCGGACCCCCAGCUGCCUCUGCAGGAGUACGCCCACUCCAUCCGGCUUGACGGUGACAUCAUGCUGGGCGGCCUAUUCCCUGUGCACUCCCGUGGCGAGAGAGGUGUACCCUGCGGGGAGCUGAAGAAGGAGAAGGGCAUUCAUAGGCUGGAGGCCAUGCUGUUUGCGAUUGACCUGAUCAACAAGGACCCAGAGCUGCUCCCCAAUGUGACCCUGGGGGCGCGCAUCCUGGACACCUGUUCUAGAGACACCUAUGCCCUGGAGCAGUCGCUGACCUUCGUCCAGGCACUCAUCGAGAGGGACGGCUCGGACGUGCGCUGCGCCAACGGAGACCCGCCCAUCUUCGCCAAGCCGGACAAGGUGGUGGGGGUCAUAGGGGCGGCGGCUAGCUCGGUGUCCAUCAUGGUUGCCAACAUCCUGCGGCUCUUCAAGGUGAGGAUUCUGUUUCCGCUAUUUAAAAUGGAUGUUGUUUUUUCCAUAGUUAAUGUUCUCUAUAUUAUUUAAGCUAAAGUUUGACUCAGGCUUAAGAUCUAGCUCUAGCCUACUCUGAAGGCUUUGAAAAGGUCAAAGAUUUAUUAUGUUUUUGUCAGUCUUCCCUUCAACGUUCAGUUGGUUUGCAUAGCAGACUUUGUUCCGCUGUCUUUGACAUUAGAAUGCAGAUGGGGCUUCCCUAGGCUGUGCUGUGGUGGAGCGUCAUCUUGACAACAUUUUAUUUAAAUAAUUAUUUUCCAAGCUAGUGGCUGGGCUUUUGUUAGAAAUGUAGGGAUUUUCUGGACACAAGCAUCAUGAUCCUGUCACAUGACGUCAGCUGGUAUUAGAGCUAAUUCAUAAUUAUGGGUUGACACCUUUGCUCUGGCAUUGAGACAUUUGGGCUGCAUGCUUGGCUUGUUCACUAUUGAAGCAGAUAAAGCUCAAUUAGCCAACACCCCAUUAGAAUAUAUUCAGUGUUAUUAAAAUAUGUUUUACUAACUCCAGAGAGCUGGAAACUAUCAGUUGGUCUUAAGCAGGAGUUUACAUUGGUUCUUGCAUUCCAAUCAGAAGGUCUGAAUUUCAGUGACUGACCAGUGGUAGACUCAUGAAAAGGUCAAACCAUUGAUGCGAAACAACUGGCUACGAUAUGGAGUCUCGGUUCCCAGAGAGAGGUGAAUGAGAUGUCAUUUAGCACAUCAUUUUUGUUGGAAUAUGUAGUGUCAGCCUGUAUAUGAAUACCCAAUGUUUCUGUGAUUUAACUGAUGUUGAUAUUGCAGCAUAUUGCUGUCAAAACAGCUUGAUAUUUUGUCUCCCUUCUUAGUAAUAGAGAAAGCAACUAUUCUGGAAGUAAAAAUAGAAGGUUUGAAAUUAUAUAGACAUGCAUUGAUAUGUUGCAUUAAUCUAAUACAGCCAUUGUCCUUUUCAUAGUCAGCACAGAUAUGACAACAUGGAGGAGAGUAUAAAUAUUCACUGGUCUGCUUGAGGAGAAAAGGUGACAGUGGAGAAUGACCCGGACAGGAAAAUAUUGAAUGAGGUUGAAUCUUCGGCCUAAAGCGGUGGCAUGAGCAAUGACUUGUCUGAUUAAUUAAGAUGCUGAUGGAAUAGCUUGAAGAAGCAGGGUCAGAGGUCAGAACGGGGAAGAGGAAGGGCCUGACAGGCUACAUACAGAGGUUCUGCCCUAACAAAGUGGAUCAUGUAAACCAUCUGCUGGGUGCAAGACGUUAUGUGAACCACAUCUCAUUGUUUUGAAGGGAUACACAUUCUCUUUCAACUUGUUCGUAUUUAACCCCCACAACACACUUGUCUUCUACCCAACACCUCUCAGAAAAACCUCCAUAUCAAUGUCCGUUUAAGGAUGCGUUACAUCCUGAGCAUGGAAGCUCUGAUUUUACACUCCAUUGACUCCCAUAAACAGACUAAGCAUGCUUUCUUCACUAUCGAUCCGUGUGCAGAGGACUGACCAAAUUACAGUCUUAGUAAUGGAAUGUAUAUGCACAGCUUCAUCUGCAAGACAAGAGGAACACUCCAGAUAAUUGUUUCCCCCUAAGUACUGCUGUGGGAUCAGCUUUCACUUUCACCCAAUCCCAACCUUAAGCAUUGAGGUUGUCGUUUGCUGUUCUGUGUUUAGUGGUGGUGUAGUAGUGGUUUAAAAGGAUGUAGGCCUAGGGGAGAUCCCAUUGACCUGUCAUUCCAAACUGUGACUGCCUCAAUUAAUCAAGUUCCAAGUCACAACCAGUCUGUGCAGGAUAAAACCACAUUGAUGUUCAAAAUGGCUCCCUAUAGAGUUAUGAAAUCCUUACUUCCCACACAAAGCGUACAAAAACAUAUGUAUGUGAUCGUCCAUAAUGUACAUAUAUCCAGUAUCACUGUACACUAUAUUUAUGUAAUUAGGUGUAAUUAGAAUUUGGGACAACGUAUACAAUAGAAAAGGUGCCAAUCCGGGACCACUUCAAGGUUUUGUGGUAUUGAUGCUGAAGAUGAUGUUCUCAGCACGUGACUAGGCAGAGAGCCUUCGUGGUCUAUGGUUCAAUGAGCCUGUUGGCACCUGAAGGUGGUGCGGUCAAUGUGUAUCUGACACUCCUCUGAGCUCUCUGACCCAAAUGAGGCUGACCUGGGGUGUGCUCUGUGGGGUAUGAUUCAACGUUUGAGGUGUGUUUUGUUGAGCAUCCUACUCUGUAAUAAUGUCUUCUGCUUUGUUCAACUGAUGUUCAAAUGAUGAUGAUGAGGAUGAUGAUGAUGGACCAGAGGCAUAUUAAGUUCCAUUCAAACAACAAAACUAAGGAUGUGUCAUUAGGACAAAAUACUCUGAGUCUUCAAUGUGACAUUCAAUGACAGAUUCUGGAAAGCUGCCAAAAAGAAUAAAAUAACAAUUGGAAUUUCACUCAUUGAAAUGCAGUGAACAAAAAUAUAAAGGCAACAUGUAAAGUGAUGGUCCCAUGUUUCAUGAGCUGAAAUAAAAUAUCCCAGACAUUUUCCAUAUCACAAAAAGCUUAUUUCUCUCAAAUUUUGUGCACAAUUUUUUUUUACAUUUGUUUAAACAGCAUGAUAAUUACACAGGUGCACCUUGUGCUGGGGACAAUAAAAGGCCACACUAAAAUGUGCAGUUUUAUCACACAUCACAAUGCCACAGAUGUCUUAAGUUUUGAGGUAGCGUGUAAUUGGCAUGCUGACUGCAGCAAUGUCCACCAGAGCUGUUGCCAGAGAAUUGAAUGUUAAUUUCUCUACCAUAAGCCGCCUCCAACUUCGUUUUAGAGAAUUUGGCCGUACAUACAACCGGCCUCACAACCACCAUGUGUAUGUGGGCGAGCGGUUUGCUGAUGUCAACGUUGUGAACAGAGUUCCCCAUGGUGGCGGUGGAGUUAUGGUACGGGCAGGCAUAAGCUAUGGACACAAACACAAUAACAUUUUAUCGAUGUCAAUUUUAAUGCACAGAGAUACCGUGACGAGAUCCUGAGGCCCAUUAUUGUGCCAUUAAUCUGCCGCAAUCACCUCAUGUUUCAGCGUGAUAAUGCACAGCCACGUCGCAAGGAUUUGUACACAACUCCUGGAAGCUGAAAAUGUCCCAGUUCUUCCAUGGCCUGCAUAUUCACCAGACAUGUCAACUAUUGAGCAUGUUUGGGAUACUCUGGAUCAACAUGUACGACAGCUUGUUCCAGUUCCCGCCAAUAUCCAGCAACUUCGCACAGCCAUUGAAGAGGAGUGGGACAACAUUCCACAGGCUACAAUCAACAACCUGAUCAACUCUAUACGAAGGAGGUGUGUUGCACUGCACGAUGUUAAUGGUGGUCACACCAGAUACUGACUGGUCUUCUGAUCCACGCCCCUACCUUUUUUCAUGUGAAAUCCAUAGACUAGGGCCUAUUGAAUUGAUUUCAAUUGACUGAUUUCCAUGUAUGAACUGUAACUCAAGGAAAAUCUUUGAAAUUGUAGCAUGUUGCGUUUAUAUUUUUGUUCAGUGUAUUAUCCCAGUGUAUGGAAAUUAUUAAGACAAACUAUAUAGCCAAAAGGCUCUAUUAGGGUACAGACCAUGGUGACAAAAAUAUCCUGCACUAAAUCUGUAAUGAGUUACAUGAUUAAUCUUUAACUGAAGAGCCUCCAUGUUUGUUGAAGUCAUACUUGGCUAAUGAGGAGAGAAGGGGUUACCAACAUGAGUUAUCUAAAAUCAGCUAUAAAUUAUGCAGUUUGUUAUAUAAUCAAAUUCAAACACCACUAAUUUGCAAAAAAAGGUUGAUUUGUCCUGUAUUUCAGUCAGACAUUCCAACCUGUCUCUUUUGCAGUCACGUUGCGCUUUUGACAAGAUAUAUAUCAUAAGGAUGUGGUACUGGUGAUGUUAAACAUGUUUACAAUCAUUGUUGAGAUCUGAUAUUCUGUGCAGUGCAAGACGAGACGUAGGCCAAUGUCAUAUCGUCAACCAAUCACAUUUGUCAAAUCCUUUCUGUCUAAAUUCCAGCUAAACUUGGAGAGGACAGUUAACUACUUACAAAAAGCGUGCUUCUGAUUUAGAGCUACAAAAGUAAGUAAAUAGCCAUAUUAGACUGAAAAGAUAUAGGCCUAAGGUGAUUUCACCAAACUUGUGAGACUCUCCAUGCACAUUAGUUGCUCAUUAAACAUAUUUGCUUCUAGACUACUUCACUUAAUCAAGUUUUCAAAGUCUCCAUUCCUAACUGUUUUAUAUUCCCUGAGACCAACAAGAAAUGUUUCUUUGGCCAAAUAUUUCCCGAUUUUCAUAAAACAGCCACACAUUUGGUCUAGUUUUUUGCAUGACCAUAUUUAGCUCGAAGCAGAAGAGUAGUCCAUAGGCACGCUUCAAUUAGCUAGUUCGUUGCAGCCGGAGGGGGAUUUUUGUUGUAUUCAUGUAUGCUACACUGUCCCGCAAAUGUCCCACAAAAUCAUCCCUUUGUCCCGCAUUUGGGUAUAAUAAAUGUGGUCACCCUAGUCACAGUACUAGCUGAACAGAGACUGGGGUAGAUUCAGUGCUAAAGUAAGGACCUAUGAAGUUAAUUAUAACAGGAUCAGUGGAGUGGUGGUGCAUAGAAUUGCUGCAUUGUUCUUCUCUGCAGAACUGA
This is a messenger RNA of Coregonus sp. 'balchen', 5138 nucleotides long. The record is from the annotation of a GenBank genome assembly. Lineage: Eukaryota; Metazoa; Chordata; Actinopteri; Salmoniformes; Salmonidae.